AACAUCUUCAUCCGCCGCCAUCGACCUCUGCGCAAAACUAUAAAAGAGCGAAAGCAUUUAAUCUUCAACCACAUUUCAAAGAUUUGCGGAGUCGGGCUAACAAGAAAUACUUAAAAAAUAUCUUUUUCAAGAUGAGGUUCCUUGCGGUAUCGGUUUUCGCAAUUGUGGUCUUAUUUGGUAUUGUCUUAACUGCGGAGAUGCCGCAAAUAGUCUACAUUCACUACAGCACACCUGAGGAGGCCGAGGAGGCACAAAAGAAAAUUUUAGCUGAGUACGAAGGUGCUACCAUAGUUAUGGGCGAUGACCCAACGCUCACGGUAGCAAAUGUUACGUCAACCUCGGAUAAACCUGAAGCUCCUUCAGAGAAACCUGAUCUCAAAGCUGACGAUAGUAAGACCACAACAACAUCGACAACGACGGAAGCCGUUAAAGAUAAAGAAUAGACCUUUCAAAGAAGAUAGUUUCUAAGUAAAGCUAAGAGUAUUAUAUGUAAUAAAAUUAUAAUAAAUUAAUUUGCCAAUCUAAAGACA
Hermetia illucens (black soldier fly) is the source of this 530-nucleotide messenger RNA. RefSeq lists its product as uncharacterized. NCBI's taxonomy places the organism in Eukaryota, Metazoa, Arthropoda, Insecta, Diptera, Stratiomyidae. The record is from RefSeq and is a predicted model, not a curated record. Bases 132 to 443 code for a protein of 103 amino acids. The transcript has 3 exons.